CUGGGAAUAUGAGCAGAAGGGUCCGACUCAGUUAUCUUGCAAGGGAGCUUGUUAAAAAGCACUUGGAAAAUGCAGAACACACUAAUCAGUUGAAGCAUUUCAUCAAGCCUUAGUGGAAGACAGAAAUCUUUCCAGCUGUUCACCUAUAGGUUUUAUUUAGGUCACCAAAAAACGACAAAUUCCAAAUGAUUUCCCUGAUACUCCUAGUUUGGACCAUGCCUUGUGCUGCUAAUAAUCUUUUUAGCAGCUCUACAAAAGGAGAGUCUCACUUUGUGAAAGAUACCUCUCAGCUUUUCUGCAGUGUGCCUGGCCCCCAGGGGCCACCAGGAAUACCCGGGCAUCCAGGAUCUACUGGAACUAUUGGAAGAAUGGGAUUUCCAGGGAAAGAUGGACAAGACGGAAAAGACGGCGACAAGGGAGAAAAAGGAGACGAAGGCACUCAUGGCAGAGUAGGAAAUCCAGGAAAAACAGGUUUUAAAGGAAAACAAGGAGCGAUUGGAAGAGCUGGUCCAAGAGGACCAAAAGGAAUUCACGGAGACCAAGGAAAGCCAGGUGAUAUAGGAGGUAAAGGGCCGAAGGGGAAAAAAGGAGACGUAGGCAUACCAGGACCAUGCACUUGUGGAACAAAGAAAGCCAAAUCAGCCUUCUCUGUAGCAGUCACUAAAAGUUACCCAAAAGAACGUUUGCCAAUUAAAUUUGACAAAGUUCUAAUGAAUGAAGGUGGACAUUACAAUGCAUCCAGUGGGAAAUAUAUAUGUAGUGUUCCAGGCAUCUAUUUCUUCACAUAUGACAUUACAUUGGCAAACAAGCAUUUAGCUAUUGGAUUGGUACAUAAUGGUCAAUACAAGAUAAAGACAUUUGAUGCCAAUACUGGAAAUCAUGACGUUGCUUCUGGUUCCACCAUUCUUCCUUUAAAACUCGGUGAUGAAGUGUGGCUGCAGAUUUUUUACUCUGAGCAGAAUGGAUUAUUUUACGACCCGUACUGGACCGAUAGUUUAUUUACAGGAUUCCUCAUAUAUCCUGAGCAAGAGUACAUUAAUGAACCAGAAGAUGGAAGCAACACACAGGAAACAUCAGAUGUGAGUUGAGAAUAUGAGCCAGCAGAAUUAAAAUAAAAACCGAGUCCUUCUAGAAGAGUAAGGGAAAAAGGAAAUUAUCUACUAAAUGCCAAUCUAAAAUCACUGGUGUAAAAGAGUCACCAUGAAACCCUUGCAAACUAACAAUAACAAAGUACACAACGUACAACUUUGCAAUAUACCAGGAGCUGGUAUCUAGGUCAGAGGAUUAAUUAAUAUGGAAUACAAAAUAAAAUGCCAAAACCUAUAACAUGAUAAAAUCAAUAAAAAUGGGUAAAUAAAAGAAAUCAAAAAUGUAAAUAAAAUUCAACACUUCAUGAAGCAUUUCAUCUGAUACCUAACAAUUGGUGAUUUCACCAGCAAUAAACCUGUUGCAGCUAGGAAUCAUGUUCAUGAAGAACUAAAAAAAACAACAAAAAUAAAUAAUUGUGACAUAUCCAUCAUCGUGGAUAAACCAAUGUUAAUAGAAAUUCUAUUGCCUUAAGGACAUUUUACUGCACUAUUUAUAAUUUGAAAUUAUCCUUCUGGAUAUCAAAAUAAGGAAAGCUUCGCAUAUCUAUGUAAAUAUGUUAAUGGUUCAACUCAGCUAAUUCGUUAUUGUUGGAAAUAAAAUCACAUGCAUGUA
Messenger RNA from Pelobates fuscus (common spadefoot toad), 1701 nucleotides. It is a transcript of the gene C1QTNF2, whose product is annotated as C1q and TNF related 2. The transcript has 3 exons. Gene Ontology annotation, molecular function: protein binding. The coding region runs from base 186 to 1088 and encodes 300 amino acids. The record is from RefSeq and is a predicted model, not a curated record. Lineage: Eukaryota; Metazoa; Chordata; Amphibia; Anura; Pelobatidae.